Messenger RNA from Cottoperca gobio, 2843 nucleotides. It is a transcript of the gene zc3h12ab, whose product is annotated as zinc finger CCCH-type containing 12Ab. Gene Ontology annotation, cellular component: nucleus; cytoplasmic ribonucleoprotein granule. NCBI's taxonomy places the organism in Eukaryota, Metazoa, Chordata, Actinopteri, Perciformes, Bovichtidae. Gene Ontology annotation, biological process: 3'-UTR-mediated mRNA destabilization. The transcript is spliced from 6 exons. The record is from RefSeq and is a predicted model, not a curated record. Bases 88 to 1992 code for a protein of 634 amino acids. Gene Ontology annotation, molecular function: RNA endonuclease activity; metal ion binding; mRNA binding.
UUCACAUGGAAACAUAAGCGUUUAACAGCAUUUAACAGCUUGUUCGAGGUGUUUAAGGUGGAAGGUGUGCUAGUUGAAGCUGAUGUCAUGAAUGCUGAUGUUGCUGUCUUCACAUCUGGACUUCCGUGGAAUAAAAUCCCCAACGCCACCCACCUGAACCUCCCAGACUCUGACACUUCUGCAUGGAUUUUCCCUUCACUCCUUCCGGCUCCCUCCAUUGAGAGAAUGUACCCCGGCGAACCCUACCCCUCCCUGGGCCCCCAGCACCCGGAGGCCCAGCUGGAAUUCUUCCACAAGCUCGGGUAUUCCACGGCUCAGGUUCAGGCCGUUCAGCAGAAGUUCGGCCUCAACAUGGACACAGAUAAACUUCUGGGGGAGCUGGUGAGGAACGGGGCGAGUCGGGAGGCCAGUCAGGGGGCCGAGCAGGGGCCGGGGACCACGAUGUCUGUGCUGUUACCCAGAGGGGACCUCCAGGCUGCGGGCCCCACCAUGCGGCUGCCUCUCCCUGUAUCCUCUCCUCAGAGCAGAGAGGAGAACGGCGAGGAUGAAGACACUCUGAGACCCGUUGUUAUAGACGGGAGCAACGUGGCCAUGAGCCAUGGAAACAAUGAAGUUUUCUCUUGUCUGGGAAUCCAGCUGGCUGUGAACUUCUUCAUGGACAGAGGUCACGCUGACAUCACCGUGUUUGUUCCCUCAUGGAGGAAGGAACAGCCCCGGCCAGAUGUUCCCAUCACAGAUCAGCACAUUCUCCGAGACCUGGAGAGGAGGAAGAUUCUGGUGUUCACACCGUCGAGACGUGUCGCGGGCAAACGGGUGGUCUGUAACGACGACUGUUUCAUCGUCAAGCUGGGCUACGAGUCUGACGGCAUCAUCGUGUCCAACGACAUGUACCGAGACCUUCAGGGAGAGAAGCCGGAGUGGAAACGCUUCAUCGAGGAGAGGCUGCUCAUGUACUCCUUCGUUAAUAACAAGUUUAUGCCUCCUGAUGACCCUCUGGGCCGCUGCGGACCGACCCUGGACAACUUCUUGCGGAGGUUUCCAAAGACUCAGAAGAAACAGCCAUGCCCUUAUGGAAAGAAGUGCACUUAUGGGAUCAAAUGUAAAUUCCACCAUCCUGAGCGAGCCAAACAGUCCAACCGCUCGGUUGCUGAUGAACUUCGGGAGAAUGCUAAAAACCCGUCCACAGCUCAGAAACAAUCCUCCACUCGCUCCAGUCCGGUGCCUGGACAGAGCCUCUCGCUGGUGGAGGAUAUGGCUAAGAAACUGACUCUGGGACAUGACAGUGGUUCCUUAAAGAAAGAUCAUAAAAAUGAACAGGUGAAGGCGAGUCACCGCUCCAGCAAGAGGGCCACAUCUAGAAAGGAGAAGCACUCGUCUUCUGACUUCGGCUCAGUGCGGCAGUGUGGCUCUCAAGAGCAGCUAGACUCUGGUUUAGGCUCCAUAGACAGUCAGCUAUUGGGGUCGCCUCGGAGUGUGUGUGAUCACCAGUAUGGCGAGAUAUACGGGAGCUCUCAGCACACCCACAGUGUGAGACAACAGUACUGCCCUCCAUGCAGCUGCUGCUCACAUGGCCCUUCCUCUCGGGAGACCACACCAGCUUUCCUGCACCACGAGCAGCAUUACAGCAUUCCCUACCCGACUCAUUACGGCAGCUACAGUUCAUACCCAGUCAGCAUGCCUGCGUACAGUCAGCCGACAGAUUUCCAGCACAGCAGAGCCCACGGGCGCCAGCAGCAGCAGUUCUGGUCUGAUCCGUACGGGGCUCAUCCUCCGGGGGUCAGCAGCCUGCCAGGGGAGCGUUUGCAGUGGGAGCCUCCUCGGGGGACGAGUCCGGGAGGGGUAGAGAGAGAAGUUGUCCGGAAGAAGCUCCUCGCUAUCUUCAGCGUUCACUUGGUGGACACGGCCAUGGACAUGUUUCCUCAGCUGAUGGAUCCACAGAUGCUGGUAGUUGAGAUCCUCAAGCUGCAGAGCCAGAACAAGUUGCUGAGAUGAGAUGAAGUGCAGCGGCGGUCUGAACCCUCGUCUUUCAGUGGAAAGACUGAAAAGAUAAACAUGAGUUUGUGUAUUUAUGUAUUGUGGUAUCCACCUUGAUGUAAACUGUACUUAAAAGGCUAAAAAGACUUAAACUGUCCAAAUGUACACGGAUAUUUUUGAAAACAGGGUUUUUCCACCUUCGUUCCCCUGUCCACAUAAGCACUGUUAAAAAACAUCUUGGUCCAAAACUCCAAAACACAAUUAAAGUGGCCAGUAUGCAAAAGGCCAAAACGCAUAGAAAAAGCUAUGUUUUAAAAAAUACCCAUGUACGUGUGGACUAGGGCUGUAUUUCAGUUUCUUUUUUAAACUAUGUUACAUUGUUAGUUGUCUCAUUGAACUGGAUCAAGUAAGAGGCAGCAUGUUGUUGAUACAAAUUGUAUCUUUAUUUAAAAAUGUGAAAGGAAAUAGUGGAUUUAAUCGCCACACUCUGGUACCAGUGAACACAGAAUCCACUUUGUUUGGUGCACCUGUACAAUCUAAUGCCUUCCACUGUAAGUGUCAUCUUUUAUUAUGCGUAUAAUGUCUUUUUGUGUCAUAUUGGCACUGUGCAGUUUAUGCUUUCACUGUUGCAGAGAGUUGGACAAUAGUUCACUAUUUUGUCCAAACUGUCCUAGAGGAGCACUUACUUGCUGUAAAUGUUUAAAAUGUUUUAGUGUUUAUAAAAUCAUAGAUGAAGCCUCGACUGUCCGUAGAGCUUCAGGGGACAGUUGAACAGAAACCUGUCAGUGUUUAACUGCUGUCGAUGACAUGGACUGUUUUUGUGUUUAACAACAGUUAUGAAAUAAAGUGAACAUUUUAAUUAAAUGUCA